AUGGAGACAGUCGCCGAGGUAUUCAUCUUCGGCGAUCAAACGGUAGUGUUUGAGUUGACGCUACACUCGUUGCUGCACGUCAAGGACAAUGCAGUUCUCACCGACUUCUUUGAUCGGGUUGGGUUCCAGUUGCGGCGACACGUUGGGAGUCUCCCUUUGCAUCAGCAGGAAUGGUUCCCUUACUUUACUACCCUCAUUGAUUUGCUUGCCCAGCACGAAAAUUGCUAUGCGGCUCCAGCAUUAAAGUUGCCCCUGCUAUGUGCGACCGAGCUUGGCCAGUUUAUUAGGCACUAUGGACAAGCAGGGAGAACAUAUCCUGCACCAGAAAGUACCUUCCUAAUAGGGGCCUGCACGGGAGCCUUUGCUGCUGCUGCAGUUGCAACUUCCCUAACCUUAGCAGAGCUUGUCCCUGCUGCGGUUGAAGCCGUCACCGUUGCGUUCCGGACGGCGCUGCGAUCGCUGAUCCUACGAAGUGAUCUUGUACCCACCGUAGAAGAAACUCCGGAAUCAUGGUCUGCUAUUGUAGGUGUCAGUGAGACUGAAGCAACAAGUGCGAUUCAGGGCUUUAACGCCGAGAAGGGGUUGCCUCCCGCAUAUCGUCUAUACCUCAGCUCAGUCAGUCGAACAAAUGUUUCGAUCAGUGGUCCUCCACAUCUUCUGGGCCAGUUCCUUUCGUCCUACGCCUGGAAGCACUCGUUCCUUCCGAUUGAGCUGCCGUACCACGCGUCGCAUCUUUUCCGGAAGGCCGAUGCGGAUGUUAUCGUGGAUGAUAUCCACGACUCCUCACUGCUAAAGUACACGCUGCGAACAAAAGUUAUUUCCGCUGUUUCCGGUGAAAUUAUCACAGCAUCUGACCUGCGCAGUCUGCUGCUUCGAGCGGUUCAGGAAGCCCUCUGUGAGCCCCUCCAGUGGAAUCGCAUAACUGCAUCUCUUUCUCGGGAGUUAAAGCAGGGCCAAUUCACCGACUGUAUAAUAAAUCAAGUUUCAUCACGAAGCGGAACGCUUCUCAGCUCAGCUCUAUCACAAGAAGCGUUUCUCCAAGUCAAAAUCGUGCAAUCCAUAGGGGAUGCCUCUGUACACUCUGCUCUCUCGAGCUCAACAGGCAAGUCUUCGCAAUCAACCAUUGCCAUUAUCGGCUUCUCUGGGCGCUUCCCCGAAUCUGGCUCUAAUGAAGAAUUUUGGGAGAUGCUUUUGGCGGGCCGAGAUGUACAUCGGAUUAUCCCCGAGGAUCGGUUCGACUGGAAGGCCCACUACGAUCCCACUGGCAAGACCAAGAACACCAGUCGCGUCAAAUAUGGUUGCUUUAUCAAGGAGCCUGGAAUGUUCGAUGCUCGCUUCUUCAAUAUGUCUCCCCGGGAGGCCGAGAACGCAGAUCCGGCACAGCGAUUGGCCAUCACUACAGCAUAUGAGGCAAUGGAAAUGGCGGGACUGGUGCCAAACACGACACCAUCCACCCAGGGAGAUCGCAUUGGGGUGUUUUACGGGGUGACGAGUGAUGACUGGCGCGAAGUGAAUAGCGGGCAGAAUGUGGAUACGUACUUUAUCCCGGGGGGAAAUCGCGCAUUCAUUCCGGGAAGGAUCAGCUAUUUCUUCCGAUUCUGUGGCCCCAGCCUGAGUAUCGACACAGCAUGCUCAUCCAGCUGCGCGGCGAUUCAAACGGCGUGUGCCUACCUAUGGCGAGGUGAAUGCGACACAGCCCUGGCUGGAGGCGUGAAUGUGUUGACGAACCCUGAUAACUUCUGUGGAUUGGAUAGGGGGCACUUCCUGACAGCUAAAGGAAAUUGCAAUGCUUUUGAUGAUGAAGCAGACGGAUACUGCCGAUCGGACGCCGUUGGGACCGUUAUUCUCAAGCGCCUAGAGGACGCCCUCGAGGAUAACGAUCCCAUUUUUGGAGUCAUCCGUGGCGCAUAUACCAACCAUUGUGGUCGGACAGACUCCAUCACUCGACCCUUUGAAGGCGAUCAGGCGACCGUAUUCAACCGAAUUAUGCGCUAUGCUGGAGUUAACCCCCAAGACGUGGGUUACGUCGAAAUGCACGGCACUGGAACCCAGGCCGGGGACGCCACGGAGAUGAAGUCAGUGCUGUCUGUAUUUGCGCCUAAUAUGCGCAGGCAAAAUGCUCUGUACUUGGGUACAGCAAAAGCUAAUAUGGGCCAUGCCGAGUCUGCUUCGGGUGUUUCGUCUUUGAUCAAGGUCCUAUUGAUGAUGCGGAACGAUACGAUCCCACCGCAUUGUGGUAUCAAGACCCGGAUAAAUCAUACCUAUCCAAUUGACCUGGCACAGCGAAACGUGCAUAUUCCAUUCAAACCUACACCUUGGCUUCGUGAACAGAUGCCUCAACUCAAGCGGACAGUGUUCUUGAAUAAUUUCAGUGCAGCCGGAGGCAAUACUGCCAUGCUACUCGAAGAUGCCCCAGUUCGAAAAAGUAAUAAGGCCACGGACCCUCGCUCCAAGCACGUAGUGACAGUGACAGCGAAAACGAUCAAAUCCCUCAGGGGGAAUAUCAGCUCUCUCCUGGCAUACUUGGAGCAACAUCCGAGUAUAUCCUUGUCAUCUUUAUCCUACACCACCACUGCCCGACGUAUCCACCAUAGCUAUAGGGUCAUAGUGUCGGGUUCUGAUACCGGGGAAUUUAUACACCGGAUGCAAGAGAUCUUGCCUGGCUUGGAGAGCCACAGGCCAGUCCCUCCACCGGGAAAGCUGCCAAACAUCGUUAUGACGUUCAGCGGACAGGGCACCCUCUAUGUCGGCAUGGGAAAGCAGUUCUACGACACGGUGCCCUCGUUUAGGGAGGACGUUACGCGAUUCGACGACAUCGCGAGCCAAAUGGGCUUUCCAAGCUUCUUGCCUCUUAUUGAUGGUAGCAUGGUUAACCAUCAGGAAGCAACCCCCACCGUAGCCCACCUGGCCCUGGUCUGCGUUCAGAUGGCACUAUACAACUACUGGAGGUCUCUAGGGAUUGUUCCAUCGGUAACUAUUGGCCACAGCCUCGGCGAAUACCCGGCGCUGUAUGCUGCUGGUGUCCUUGCAGCCUCGAGUGUAAUAUAUCUGGUGGGCGCUCGGGCUGCCCUGCUAUCAGAAAAGACUACCCCACGGACCCAUGCUAUGUUGGCAGUAAAAGGGUCCGUAGAGUCUAUACAUGGCGAGUUACAUAACAGGGGGUGCGCUUUGGCUUGCCUGAACCAACCUUUCAGCAAUGUUGUGAGCGGAACGGUUGGAGAUUUAAUAUUGUUGAAGGAUUGGCUCACAUCUCAGGGCAUCGGGAGUGUCCAACUGGACAUACCGUAUGCCUUUCACUCCGCACAAGUGGAUCCAAUUCUAAACGACUUUAAGACGAUCUCUGCGGGCGUUGAAUACUACGUACCCUCUAUUCCUUACAUCUCUCCUCUUCUUAGUAGGGUCAUCCCUGCCGGCGAGCCAGAUGUUCUUAAUGCUUCCUAUCUGAGAAACGCAUGUCGUGAGCCAGUCAACUUUCAGGGUGCUGUUGUAUCAGCAGAGGAGACUGGUCUAGUUAACGAGAAAACCAUAUGGGUGGAUAUCGGCUCGCAUCCAGCUUGCUCAGGCAUGAUCAAGGGCAUAUUGGGCACAAAAAGCACCACGAUCGCAUCGCUUCGAAAAGGGUCAGAUUCAUGGGCUGUGCUAACCGCAAGCCUGGAGGUUCUGUACUCCCAUGGCAUCGAUAUCCAGUGGGUUGAGUAUCAUCGCGGGGUGAUUGGUUCUCGGGAGGUACUCCAAUUGCCACGGUAUGAUUGGGAUCUGAAAAACUACUGGAUCCCAUACAGGAACAACUUCUGUCUCUUGAAGGGUGAAGGCCUCAUUCCUGCGGAACAGCAAGUAGUGUUGCCACAUAUGGAGGCUCCGCGUAUUCCCAAGUAUAUUUCUCCGUCUGUCCAGCGAAUUCUCGAGCAAAACGACGGCCCAGAAAUGUCAACUCUUUCGGCCGAGUCAGAUAUUCACGACGCAAGGCUGGCGCCAAUACUGGCAGGUCACGUCGUGAAUGGCGCAAUGUUAUGUCCAUCGUCUCUCUACGCUGAUAUUGGCAUAACCAUCACAAAGCACAUGUUGCAAGCAAUUGGAAAAUACACCGCGACAGUCGGAUUGGACGUCGCCGACAUGCAGGUGCAGAACCCAUUGAUUUCUCGACCUGACACCGAAUCGCAGCUCUUCCGUGUGUCUGCGUCGGCAGACUGGAGUAUCAAUGAGAUUGCCUUCCGGCUGUAUAGUGUCAACCGCACCGGUAAAAAGACUGCCGAGCACGCUGCAUUUGUCGUACAUAUUACCGACCAGGUGCAGACCUGGCUGUCUGAAUGGAAGCGGCAUGCAUAUUUGGUGCGAAGUCGGAUUGCUUCUCUACAUCGGAGCGCGGAAGAAGGCGACGCACACAAACUCAAGCGACGCUUAGCAUACCAGUUGUUCGCCACUCUUGUGCAAUAUGAGAAAAGCUACCAGGGAAUGCAGGAGGUGGUUCUAGACAGCGAUAAUCAUGAAGCCACUGCCAAGGUGUCUUUUCAAAUUGACGAAGACGGCUUCGUGUUCAAUCCAUGCUGGAUAGACAGUCUUGGGCAUAUUGCCGGAUUCAUCAUGAAUGCCAGCGAUGCCAGUCCUUCUAAAGAGCAGGUCUUUAUCAACCAUGGCUGGGAGCGCAUGCGAUGCGCCGUGCGAUUUGUCAAGGGCAAGCAGUACCAAGUGUAUAACCGCAUGCAGCUGGAGACUGGGACGAACUACGUGGGUGACACAUACAUCUUUGAGGGCGAGACAGUUGUUGCAGUGUUUCAAGGGAUCCGAUUCCAAGGGGUCCCUCGCCGACUUCUUGACCGACUGCUGCCCCCUAAGAACCCACCUUCUAUCCUCUUGGAGAGGACACAAGAAGUGCGGCCAACAACAGCGCCGAUUAAUCAUCAACCGGUGUGCUGGAAAGCUGGUUCAAAAUCCGUACCCCUAGUACCAGCUCCGAAGCCCAAGGAGUCGGUGGGUUCGUCGAGUGGUAUCGCAGCGCGCGUAAUGGCCAUAAUCGCCAAGGAAGCAGGCGUCGAUCCAUCAGACUUGGGACCUAAUGAAGAAUUCGCCAACUACGGAAUUGACUCUUUGCUGUCGCUGACCAUCUGCGGUCAGAUUCAAGAGGAGUUGGAUGUUGAUGUUCCGUCUUCGUUGUUCGUAGACUAUCCCACUCCCAAGGAUCUGAUCGGCUUCUUUGGCGUUGAGAUUGACUCUUCUCAGCUCACGUCUUCCUUGGAAGGGAGUACUGAAGACGACACAUCAAGCUAUGAGACUGUUGCAACAUCAGAGAACGAUCCGGAAGUGCCUGUAUUGGAGAUUCUCCGGACCACGAUUGCCCGGGAAGCGGGCGUACCAAUCAAUGAGCUGACGCCCGCCACUGCGUUCUCUGAUAUCGGGGUGGACUCAUUGCUUGCUCUCACCAUUGUGAGCACAAUAGCAGAGACAUACGAAAUAGUUAUUCCUUCUAAUAUUUUGAUAGAGAAGGGGAACCUGGAAGAGGUUGGAAAGGCACUUGGUCUGGAAAUUAGCCCGAAGACUUCCCCACAGCAAACAAUGCUCUCUAAGCCUGCCUUCGAUCCAUCUGGUGGUCCACAAGCCACAUCCAUCUUGCUGUGGGGUAAGCCCAAGACAGCCAAAAAGAUACUUUUUCUCUUCCCCGAUGGAUCAGGGUCAGCCACGUCCUACUCGGCUCUUCCCAAGCUUGGCAACGACACGGCUGCGUACGGGCUGAACUGCCCCUGGAUGAAGACACCGGAGCAGAUGACAACCACCCUUGAGGAAUUGACAGCAAAGUAUCUUCUGGAAGUGCGUCGACGCCAGCCGAACGGUCCAUACUACCUGGGCGGCUGGUCCGCCGGAGGAAUUUGCGCUUACGAAGCUGCGCGCCAGCUCGCGCAAGACGGUCAGACCACGGCCAAGCUCAUUCUGAUCGACUCACCCAAUCCGAUCGGUAUGGAAAAUCCUCCCGAGAGGAUGUAUGACUUCUUCCAGAGCAUCGGUCUCUUUGGGACUAGUGGCAAGCCGCCUCCACGUUGGCUAAUCCCACACUUUAAUGCUUUUAUUCGGUUGCUGGACGCAUAUCGUAUCCAAGCACUGGAAACGUCAAUUGAGACUCACAUUGUCUAUGCACGCGACGGAAUCUGCAAGGAUGCUAGCAGCCCUCGGCCGGAGCGACGGCCAGAUGACCCGCGUGAGAUGGUCUGGCUGAUUGAGAAUCGAACAGACUUUAGUGGGGCUGGGUGGGCAUCGCUGCUGGGAAGGGAAAGCCUGCAGAUUGAGGUCCUAAAUGAGGUCAAUCAUUUCUCGAUGAUGGAUCCCGGGGAGCACAUGGAGGCAUUUGAGGGGUUUCUUCGCCGGGCUUUGUUGUAG
Aspergillus welwitschiae is the source of this 6366-nucleotide messenger RNA. Its product is annotated as type I polyketide synthase. Lineage: Eukaryota; Fungi; Ascomycota; Eurotiomycetes; Eurotiales; Aspergillaceae. Bases 1 to 6366 code for a protein of 2121 amino acids. Gene Ontology annotation, molecular function: 3-oxoacyl-[acyl-carrier-protein] synthase activity; fatty acid synthase activity; phosphopantetheine binding. Gene Ontology annotation, biological process: secondary metabolite biosynthetic process; fatty acid biosynthetic process. The record is from RefSeq and is a predicted model, not a curated record. The transcript has 7 exons.